AUGAGCGGCGGCACCACCACCCUUCCUUCGGACUUGAUUGAAAAGAUCCUAUGGGAGUUACCUACCAAAGAAUUAGUACGGACGAGUAUCCUUUCUAAGGAAUGGAGGUACCGUUGGACCAGAAUUCCUGAAAUUGCAUUUAAGGAGGAUCUAAUACAACUCGACUACUAUGACUUAAAUGAUCAUCAGCUGCCCAUCAUCAUCAAGGAGCAACAGAAAAAUAUGAGAUGUAGAUUUUUCAAUACUAUAAACCAAUACCUGGUACUACACCAGGGACCGAUACUCGCCUUCACCCUUUCCAUGGAAACCACGAGCUCAUCCGCCGACGACACAAGUAUUAAGCAAAUUUUACUUGAUUUGUCGAGAAAGAAUACUGUCAAGAAACUUCGCUUGAGUCUUGUGUGUUUGUCCUCAUCCAUUUUCUCGUUUCAUCAGUUAACACACCUACAUCUCUCUCAUUGUAGCAUUUACAACCAGCCAGCAUCAUUCAACGGAUUUGGUAGCCUUACUACCUUAUGCUUAGAGGAUAUAUAUAUCAAUAACAAAGCACUUGUUGAUAUCUUAUCACAUAGUCCGCUACUUAAAAGCUUCUCGAUGCACAAACGACAUGAUAAUUGUGAUAAUCACAAUCCCACGCCCACCAUCAAUGACCUGUUUAACUACUUACCUUUGAUUGAACAUCUUGGUUUUUGUGUUCGGGACUUUCAGUGGUUGAAGUGUAUCGGUAGAGGGGAAGCCUCACUAGCACCUGCAACUCCAUUUGUCCGCCUCAAAUCCUUAUGUUUAGAAGGAAUGUGUUUCCUUGAGGAAAAUUCGUUGCGUUGUCUUCUACAUAUGAUUAGAAGCUCCCCCAACUUGGAGAAACUUAAGCUUCAGAACAUGUUAUGUGGAAAUCUGGUUCAUUGGAACUACUAUUUCGACGAUGCCUUCUACCCUGUGACAAUGCAAGAUUAUUCUCAUAUUCGGUUGGAACAUUUGAUUGAAUUGGAGAUUGAACAUUUUUACAAUAAGAAACCUAACAGGGAGUUUGUGAAGCUUAUAUUGGCCAAAUCGCCCGUUCUCAAGACUGUCAGGUUAAUGGUUCACGAUAAGGAUGAAGAGUUAAAGAUGCUAAGGAGUCUCGUACACGCCCCACGUGCAUCACCAAUGGUUGAAAUCAUUGGUGAUUAUGGAGGUGGUAAAGAACGUAGUUGA
Erigeron canadensis is the source of this 1194-nucleotide messenger RNA. RefSeq names its product F-box/FBD/LRR-repeat protein At1g13570-like. The record is from RefSeq and is a predicted model, not a curated record. Gene Ontology annotation, molecular function: protein binding. Bases 1 to 1194 code for a protein of 397 amino acids. Lineage: Eukaryota; Viridiplantae; Streptophyta; Magnoliopsida; Asterales; Asteraceae. The transcript has 4 exons.